UUUUUGUCUUUUGCUUCGUUGUCAAAUUUGAAAGCAUAUUACAUGUUUAAAAAAUAUUUUAAAAAUUGAAAAUUUUGUUUGCUGUUGUGAUCCUUGGACUCCCAAACAUGGCAAUCGUUCCAGUCUCCAAUAUUCACACCAUACGACCGAAUCCUUUGCAAGGUCUGGAAUUUCUAUAUGUACCGUUGCACUAUAGUGUGCAUUUGACCACCACUCUCUUUUCGGCUAUUGGAACUUUCUUAUACCGCCUGUGGUCGCCUCCUUUGAGGAGGAGUUGGUAAAACAGAAUCCACAGUGCCAAAGAUACCAAAGAAGCCUUAGCAAGGAAGAGGUUAAAGAAGCCAGACUUGGACGCCAAAGGAAUUCGAAGCCGUGGACGGACACCGAGCCAGGCAGAUGAAGAAGAUGUUAACCCGAGCGGAUGCAGAAGUUAAGUUCGAAGAGGGACAAGGGACCGUGACCAGGACCAGUCUGAACCUAAGGCGCUGCCAUGGACCGGGAGGAGGUCUUCGGGGGGAAACGAGAGGAGGCAGCAUCAACAGCAACAGCAGCAUAAACAAAACGACCAACAGAGCUGAAGGAACGGAAGAACAAUGCACUCAGCAAAAUUAGGCGUGUGUUUUAUUUUAAUUUUGAAUACAAAAUCCUAAGUGUUUUUA
Molecule: messenger RNA, 659 nt
Organism: Drosophila ficusphila
Lineage: Eukaryota; Metazoa; Arthropoda; Insecta; Diptera; Drosophilidae
Exons: 2
Coding region: 108-281 (57 amino acids)
Source: RefSeq, a predicted model, not a curated record